AUGUCUUUAGCAUCCCCCGUCGACCAAUACGGCAAUAAAUUGAGUGGAAGUGGAUAUGGAAGCAGUGGCCAGUCAGAUAACGGCAAAGGAGGUAGCCCUCUCUCAAUGAGUUUGGGGUUUCUGAAGAACCUGACAGAAAAGAAAAGCACUCGGGUUGAUGGACAGCCACCGAAAAGAAGAGGCCCUAAACCUGAUGCUAAGCCCGCUCUCACCAGGAGGCAGGAAUUGAAUCGCCAGGCCCAGCGCACGCAUCGUGAAAGAAAGGAGCUAUAUAUCAAAGCCCUCGAGCAAGAAGUCCUCCGCCUGAAAGAAAACUUCAGCCUGGUGACACGGAAUAAAGACAGCCUAGCCGAAGAGAACCGCCAAUUGAAGCAGCUCCUUGCCAAGCACGGCAUCCCCUGGAGCGGUAGUGGUGGUGUUGAUGAGUUGGCCCUACCCACUAGCGCUGGCUAUACUUCCAGUGGCAGCAUAUCAGGAUCCUAUGGCCCAGGAUCUCAAGGCUAUAGCCCUCCAUUGACGAACUCAUCGAAUUCAAAUCCUCAACGUCAAAACCCAUCACCCUCAAACGUCCCAAUGAACGGCAACAAUGGUCGCAGCAUGGCGCAACAACAGGUUCAGACAGGAGUUGACUAUGAUCAAGCUGGCAUUGAUUUCGUCUUAACUCUCGAACGGCCCUGCAUGGAUCAUCUGCAGUUCCUCGUUGAGCGAGCCAGUGAAUCAGAGGGCGAAUUUUGCGGUCAUGCUCUGAUGGCUUCAUGCCCUCCGGCACCAGAACCAGAAUCCGAAAUCCCGUUUGGACAUGGUCCCAGACAGAAUGGAGAUGCACAAAAGACUUGGGAUCUGUCGAAAUCGGAUCUAUCGAAUUUGCUAGACUUGAGCAAGAGACUUGACCUCGAUGGAGAGAUUACCCCUGUUAUGGCGUGGGGUAUGGUGUUAAGCCACCCCCGGUUUGCCGAAUUGAAACUUGAAGACUUUGAAAGAAUGUCCCACGAGCUGAAGACGAAGAUUAGGUGCUAUGGCUUUGGUGCCGUGCUAGAAGAAUUCGAGGUUCGCGACGUGUUAGCAAGCGUAUUCAAUGUCAAGUCAGAACUUGAUAUGGUCUAUUGA
Messenger RNA from Lachnellula hyalina, 1107 nucleotides. RefSeq lists its product as uncharacterized. Bases 1 to 1107 code for a protein of 368 amino acids. The record is from RefSeq and is a predicted model, not a curated record. The transcript is spliced from 5 exons. Gene Ontology annotation, cellular component: RNA polymerase II transcription regulator complex. Gene Ontology annotation, molecular function: transcription cis-regulatory region binding; DNA-binding transcription activator activity, RNA polymerase II-specific. Lineage: Eukaryota; Fungi; Ascomycota; Leotiomycetes; Helotiales; Lachnaceae.